This is a messenger RNA of Trichoplusia ni (cabbage looper), 5061 nucleotides long. It is a transcript of the gene plx, whose product is annotated as TBC1 domain family member 4. The transcript has 23 exons. The record is from RefSeq and is a predicted model, not a curated record. Bases 784 to 4938 code for a protein of 1384 amino acids. Lineage: Eukaryota; Metazoa; Arthropoda; Insecta; Lepidoptera; Noctuidae.
GGAAUUUAAAAAGUGAACUACAUAGAAAAAUAAAGAAGAAAACCAGGAAGAAAUAAAACAUAACCUAUGAAAGAUCAGCUGACAGCUUGAAAUCGCGUGAAGUACGACGAGUGUCAGUGCCAAGUACGAUGGCUGGCCCAGUAUUUGUUCCACUGGCGCGGCAAGCGGCCGUGUACUACACCGCUAGCUUGUCCGACGUACAAUUCUGGCUCGGAGCCGUACUUAUCGUCCUAGCCUGCGAACUAGACCUAAUAUACUUCCACAUCUUAAACGCCAUGGACAUAGACCUAGAUUAAAAAGUGAAAUGACGUUAAAAACCGUUGAAAAGUGUUCGAAAAUUCAAAAAUCCGAGUGAAAAACAAUAACAGACCUUGAUUCUGUUUUUGGUGGAGGUAUGUUUUGAAAAUAGAACUUGUGUUGUGUGCCAACAUUAAAACGGCGUGGAUUCGACGCAGUGUAAACACAAAACAUAUGAUUCGCGCGCAUUUUUAAAUAUUAGUUGACAGUUAUGUGAUGUGUUCGAAGUUUAAAUUCCAAAACACGAAAAUAAUGAAUAUUUAAAUUGUUCCAAAUCUCAAUUGUGAUUCGAAUUUUAAACAGUGAUCAAAGACAAUAACGGUAUUUUUGUGGAAUGUGAUUAUGAAUGUGAAAUAUCGUGUUCUAAUUUCAAACAAUGCGUUUUUAAAUUAAGUUUAAUGACUUUAUAAUUGUUUUGUGACGUCACUAUCGGACAAUAGUGCUGUGCCUAGAUCUGAAUCUAUAAUUGGAAUAAAUUAUCUCAAAAUGCAUCCGAUCCACCGUCCCCUUUUCGGGUCCCAUUCGGAUACGUCUACUAUUAAUAUAAAGAGCAUGGUGACAGACCUGUUCGGUCAGAUGCGGGAGCCGUCCCCGGGGACCGCGAGCCCCCGCGGCUCCAACAGCUCCCUGGCCAACGGCGCCGUCACCAGGAACCUGGGCUUCCAGCAGCAGAACAGCUCCGAGCACCUACCUUGGAGCAGCCCAGCGAUAUCGUUACCGGGAAACUGUAAUUCUAACUUAACGAGCGAGACACAGUCCCCAAUGGUUCGCAGCAUCAGCAACGCAUCUGCGCUCACAUCUCUAUGUGCUGACCUUUCAGCGUCCGACUCACACUUUUUUGAGGUCCUAUACAUCGGUAAAGUCCGGAUAUCACAGCGGAAGGUCCCGGAGUCCUUGAUCGACGACGCACUGAACAAAUUCGCUCAACAUGAAGCUGAAAAGGCUUUGAAGCAACGCCGACACAGCCUCCUGUCAUCAACUGGGACUUCCAUAUACAGCAAUGACUCAAAAGAAAACCUUGAACAAGAAGGCACUCCACCCCACGAGCUUUUCAACAACAGCAAGAAGAUCCUGACUCCAAGCACAACGCCCCUAGAACCUGACAAAGCAUGGGCAAGCGCAGAAACCCUCAACCAAAAACCAGACCCAAAGAAAAUUGACGAGGAAUUCGACAUGUUCACGAAAGAACGAGUCGAAACAUCCCAAAAACCAGAAUCUUUAAGAAAACCUACCCCAAUACCAUUAGAACCGAACGUGUUAGUUCUAAAUGUACCCAAAAAUAAUCUAGACACAGUCAGAGAAGAGGACAAAAAUGAACUAACCUCAGUCAUAUCUGAAACUGCGUCGUCGAUAACUGAAUUCUGUCAAAAAAGUGUCGAAAAGUCCAAAUUGGAACCACAAGAUCCGUUUUUGGAUAAUAAGAUACGAAAAGAUAGUCCCGCACCGAUGAAUUUUCAGGAGAUUAAUAGAAAGCCGACGGUUGUUGAAAGGAAGACGCUGACGGAGAAUAAGCCGUUUUUGAGGGAUCGUUCCGCGUCUAUAGGUACUAUUAAUCAGAAAACUCCGAUUGCGCAGCUGAUUGGAGAGCAGAAUAGGACUAUGUUGUUCCAGGUUGGUCGUGCCGAACUCCGUUUGAUAAGUCCAGAUAGGAAACAAAUACUUCUACACAGAGGUUUCAAAGAUGUCGCCUCUUGUGUAUUAGGGAGGAUGAAUAAGGAACACUUCGGCUUUGUAUGUCGGGAGACCAACGACACAUACGCUUGUUACGUGUUCAAAUGUGAAAGCGACUGUGUGGCACAGGAGGUUAUUAAUGCAAUCAAGCAAGCAUUCGUGGCCCACGCCGAGCUUCUGAAAAAGACUCGUGAGAAGUCUCCGAACAUGACUUGCGAACACUGUCCCAUGCUGUGGUACCAUCGACUCUGUCAUGAUAUUGAGAGUAUGAACGACAAGAAAACACACGCGUUUAUUCUUCGACGCAUCGAACAGCUGCCUGAAGAUGAACAGGAUCUCAUCAUCACGAAGUACCAGGGAGGCACCAAUCAUAUGUAUGAGACAAGUGAACACAACGCUUUCCUCAUGAUGUUACUACGAGCGCACUGCGAGGCAAAACAAACUAGGCAUGUUCAUGAUACCGCUGAAAAUAGGUCAGAGUUCUUAAACCAGUACCUAGGUGGCAGCACUAUCUUCUCAAAAGCGAGACGCUCGAUUUCAAGCAGUUUCGAUCUCCUCAAGAGGAAAGCUAGCAGGGACGAUGGCUUGGUAGCACCUAUUAUUAAAAAGGACACAUCCCCCCUCCCCACACCGGUCCCGGAUACGUCAGAGGUAGUGCCUGAGCUUCUGUCUCCAGACUCCGGGAGAGCCAAGAGUUUGUCUCCGGCUGUCAUCGAAGACUUGACUCCCUCUCCGCGAUCCAACAUGACUCCCACUCUUGAAGAGGACGAGGAAGCUGGCACUCCUCCAGCCAACUCUCCUAUGAUGGAUAUCUUUCUAAAAGUGAGUGACAGUCGUCCAGCGCAAGUUGAAGCUGGCACCGAGAACGAGGCGACUUGGAGACAAGCUAUCUAUGAGAAGGUGGCUCAACCUGAUGUGCAGAUUGAAGGAGAUCUACCAUCAACCCGUCUAAGAAAAAUAUCAGCAGCCAAACAGGGCAAAAGAACGAAAGAAGAAUUACGUCAGCUUUGGAAAAUGGCCAUCGACCAGACUAUACUACUGGUCAGAAUGGAAAAAGAAAAUGCUAGACUUAGAGAAAGUGAAGAAUCAUCAGCUGUCCGCCGCAUAAAGCUGGAGUACACUGAGUUGGGUACGUGCGCGGCCGGCGCCAUACUCAUGUGGGACUCGCUGCUAUCCAGGGACCACUCGCAACCCAUGGCUAAGGUCGACCGGCAUAUGUUGACACAAGCGGUAAUACAAGGCGUCCCGCGCAUGUCCCGCGGCGCCGUGUGGUACUUCCUGGCGGAGCAGGCCUCGCUGCGCGCCGCGCCGCCCGACACGCGCGCCGCGCCGCUGUACCACGCGCCCUACGCCGCGCUGCUGGCCGGCCUCACCAAGCAUCAGCAUGCCAUACUCAUCGACCUAGGACGUACCUUCCCGAAGCACUCGUACUUCGCCUCAGCACUUGGUCCGGGACAGCUAGCUCUGUACAACAUCCUCAAGGCGUACUCCCUGUUGGACCCUGACGUGGGCUACUGUCAGGGUCUGAGCUUUGUCGCUGGGGUACUGCUGUUACAUAUGGAAGAAGCGGAGGCAUUCGUUCUCCUGCGCCACCUGAUGUUCAGACGCGGGCUGCGGAAGCAGUACCUGCCUGACAUGAGCGCGCUACAAGUACAGCUAUACCAACUCUCCCGCCUUCUCCGUGACCAUGAGCCUGAUCUGCAUGAAAAGCUGGAAGCCCUGGACAUCUCGCCGGCCCUGUAUGCUGCUCCCUGGAUGCUGACACUCUUCACCAGCCAGUUCCCACUUGGAUUCGUGGUCAGGGUCUUUGAUCUAAUCUUCCUAGAAUCCUUGGACAUCGUCUUUUCUGUGUCCCUGGCUUUGCUGUCAGCCCACAAGGACGGUCUCAUGCUGUGUGAAAGCUGUGAGGAAGCGGCUGAAUACCUCAAGCACAAGUUGCCUGACAUGGACAAGGGCUUCUACGAGAAGGUUAUGAAGAAGGUACUAAGUUUCGAUAUAAGCCGUCAGCUGUGCGACUACGCCGUAGAAUACGCUGUGCUACGAGAGGAAAUGCCUCGCUUGGCCUCGCUUACAGAAGAUAACAGACAGCUCGUAGAAGAUAAGAACAGGAUGAGCGAGGAACUUGAUGAGGCCAUGGACGCGAUAACAAACUACCAGAAGAACCAAACUCGAUUGGAAACGAUCAACAAAUCAUUAGAACAACAACUAACGUUACUAAGCAGAUACAUCUCAGCACAUUCAAAACAAGACCUUCCUUUAGAAGUCAAGAAAAUAGUCCAAAACCACAGCAAAAAACUAUCCUUCAAAAUAUUCUCCACGAAGAAUAACGAAGAACAAGACGAUCCAAAGAAGAACUUCAAAACAGGAUUGAGUUCUCCAAAUCUCUUCUCCAAAAUCGCCAGAGAAGAUUCUCCAAAGGACAUAGAGCAUGAAAGAAGACAGUUUAUGAUGAAGAAGUCACAAUCAGUGCAUUCUGGUUUAAUAGCAAACAUGAAGAACUAUCAACUUAAAGUUCUAGAAGAAAAGAAUGGGAAUCACAAGGCGGAGAACAUUACAGAAUCUUUGAAAGAACUUGGAAAGAAGCAUUCUGGCUUCUUCGCAAGCACUCAUGAACAAAUACGGCAAGAAAGACUCUUUGAACACGAACUAAAAAACAAUUUCGACGAAAAUCUGAGGCGUUUAGAUCAAAAAUUGAACGAGAAAUUGAAUCCGACAUCUUAUAUGGACGAUUUAAGCAUAUUCCAGAGUCGAAAGAGUAUGUCUCUUAACCUACAGACACCAAAAGAGGGUAAGGUUAACGACAGUGGUUUUGUCACGCCUUUGAGUCCGGAAGAUAGUAAGAAAGAUGAUUCCUGCUCAACCAUAUCCCAUCCUCUGAGUGAUGUCGAUGUAGAAAUCAAAUUUGAUGGGCAGUCGACGAAAUUGAAACAGAUUAGACCGAUAAAGAAUAUUCAAGUUGAAAAAUCUUAGUAGUAACUGCAAAUGUCUAAUAUAUAAUCUAAAAUUAUGUAGUUAACUAGCUUUUCGCCCGCGGCUUCGUCCUCGUCGAGGUCGGUUACAUCGUGUUUCCAAGAGAACUCUUCAAAAGUCCGG